AUGAAGGUCUCAUCUAGAGUUGCUAUCGGCGUCCUUUCCACCAUCCUCUUUGGAUUUGGUGUCGCUCAGAUUGUUAUGACAUGGGCUUACCAGAACCUCAAGAGUGAGCAUACUUGGGCAUACUUUGCUAAUGGAUUCUGCUGUGUUGUCACUGGUAUCUGUGGUAUCGUCGCCACAUUUGUUAGACGCGAGAGAGUCAGCCAAUUGUUCUUCAUCUUCUCGUUGUUGACCACACUGGAGGCCAUCGUCGUCUACAUCAUCUACUCGAGAUUCCUGCCACGUUACAUCAAGAACAGCUGCGGCGGCGUUGUCUACUCUGAGUUCUGCCAGGGUAUCACCCAGUACCUCGCAGUGUCCACCACCCUUUUCUGGGCUUUCAUCAUCCUGUUGCUCCCACUGACCACCUUUGUUUCCUGGAAGUACACCGUCGGAAUGAUGAAGGGAGAUGAGGAUAUCGAGAUGGACAAGAGAAGCCCAUAA
Acytostelium subglobosum LB1 is the source of this 480-nucleotide messenger RNA. RefSeq lists its product as hypothetical. The record is from RefSeq and is a predicted model, not a curated record. Bases 1 to 480 code for a protein of 159 amino acids. NCBI's taxonomy places the organism in Eukaryota, Evosea, Eumycetozoa, Acytosteliales, Acytosteliaceae. The transcript is spliced from 2 exons.